Peromyscus eremicus (cactus mouse) is the source of this 2938-nucleotide messenger RNA. RefSeq names its product solute carrier family 6 member 11 (gene Slc6a11). The transcript is spliced from 14 exons. Gene Ontology annotation, molecular function: gamma-aminobutyric acid:sodium:chloride symporter activity. The coding region runs from base 1 to 1884 and encodes 627 amino acids. The record is from RefSeq and is a predicted model, not a curated record. Gene Ontology annotation, biological process: sodium ion transmembrane transport; neurotransmitter transport. Lineage: Eukaryota; Metazoa; Chordata; Mammalia; Rodentia; Cricetidae. Gene Ontology annotation, cellular component: plasma membrane.
AUGACUGCGGAGCAGGCGCUGCCCCUGGGCAACGGGAAGGCGGCAGAGGAGGCGCGGGGGUCCGAGGCGCUGGGCGGCGGCGGCGGGGGCGCGGCGGGGACGCGCGAGGCGCGCGACAAGGCGGUCCACGAGCGCGGCCACUGGAACAACAAGGUGGAGUUCGUGCUGAGCGUAGCGGGCGAGAUCAUCGGGCUAGGCAACGUGUGGCGCUUCCCCUACCUGUGCUACAAGAACGGUGGAGGGGCAUUCCUGAUUCCCUACGUGGUGUUCUUCAUCUGCUGUGGAAUUCCUGUCUUCUUCCUGGAAACGGCUCUGGGGCAGUUCACAAGUGAAGGAGGCAUUACGUGCUGGAGGAAAGUCUGCCCUCUAUUUGAAGGCAUUGGCUAUGCAACACAGGUGAUCGAGGCACAUCUCAAUGUCUAUUACAUCAUCAUCCUGGCAUGGGCCAUCUUCUACCUAAGCAAUUGCUUCACCACUGAGCUCCCCUGGGCCACCUGUGGGCACGAGUGGAACACAGAGAAAUGUGUGGAGUUCCAGAAGCUGAAUGUCAGCAACUACAGCCAUGUGUCCCUGCAGAACGCCACCUCCCCGGUCAUGGAAUUCUGGGAGCGCCGGGUCUUGGCUAUAUCUGAUGGUAUUGAGCAUAUUGGGAACCUCCGUUGGGAGUUGGCGUUGUGUCUCUUGGCAGCCUGGACCAUCUGCUACUUCUGCAUCUGGAAGGGUACCAAGUCGACCGGAAAGGUCGUGUAUGUCACGGCAACCUUCCCCUACAUCAUGCUGCUCAUCCUCCUGAUCCGAGGCGUCACCCUGCCAGGCGCCUCUGAAGGCGUCAAGUUCUAUCUGUACCCUGACCUCUCCCGGCUCUCUGACCCACAGGUGUGGGUGGACGCUGGGACGCAGAUCUUCUUCUCCUACGCCAUCUGUCUGGGCUGCCUUACCGCUCUGGGAAGUUACAACAAUUAUAACAACAACUGCUACAGGGACUGUAUCAUGCUCUGCUGUCUGAACAGUGGCACCAGCUUCGUGGCUGGGUUUGCCAUCUUCUCGGUCCUGGGCUUCAUGGCGUAUGAGCAGGGAGUGCCCAUUGCUGAGGUGGCGGAGUCAGGCCCUGGACUGGCUUUCAUCGCCUACCCCAAGGCUGUCACUAUGAUGCCCCUCUCCCCAUUGUGGGCCACCUUGUUCUUCAUGAUGCUCAUCUUCCUGGGUCUGGACAGCCAGUUUGUGUGUGUGGAGAGCCUUGUGACUGCUGUGGUAGACAUGUACCCCAAGGUAUUCCGGCGGGGCUACCGGCGAGAACUGCUCAUCCUGGCCCUGUCCAUCAUCUCCUAUUUUCUAGGCCUGGUGAUGUUGACAGAGGGAGGCAUGUACAUCUUCCAGCUUUUUGACUCAUACGCCGCCAGUGGUAUGUGCCUGCUCUUCGUGGCCAUCUUUGAGUGUGUCUGCAUCGGCUGGGUGUAUGGAAGCAACCGGUUCUAUGACAACAUCGAGGACAUGAUUGGCUACCGGCCACUGUCACUCAUCAAGUGGUGCUGGAAAGUUGUGACCCCUGGGAUCUGUGCGGGCAUCUUCAUCUUCUUUCUGGUCAAGUACAAGCCCCUCAAGUACAACAACGUGUACACAUACCCAGCUUGGGGCUAUGGCAUUGGCUGGCUCAUGGCUCUGUCCUCCAUGCUAUGUAUCCCGCUCUGGAUCUUCAUCAAGGUGUGGAAGACAGAGGGCACCCUGCCCGAGAAAUUACAGAAGUUGACAGUCCCCAGCGCUGAUCUGAAAAUGCGGGGCAAGCUUGGGGCCAGCCCACGGACGGUGACCGUUAAUGACUGUGAGGCCAAGGUCAAGGGCGACGGUACCAUCUCUGCCAUCACAGAGAAGGAGACGCACUUCUGAGUCCCACCAGCCACUCGGAUCCUUCUCCCCCGUUCCUUCCCUGCUUGUAAAUGAAUCCUGAACCUUGUACUUCACCUAAUGUUAGGGGCUUGCUCAUCUGCACAGGACUAUUAACAAGUUAACUCCCAGCCGGCCACUGUGUGCCCUGGACCCUCGCCUCACUCCCGUGAUCAUGGGCAUAUCCAACUUACCAAGAUAACUCUGUACAGUGAUUAGCAGAUCCUGGCCUAAGGUGGCUCAACCCACGUUUUCUAGAGUCCUUGUAUUAUACUGUCAACUUUUAUGCUGUGGGCGAGUGGAGUGAGGGAACAGAGCCCAUCCGCCUCUGGUUUUCAGUCAUUCCUGACCUUGUCUUGGACCUUCUCUGCCCACCCUCCUCUGUACCCUAGGGACAGUUUGUUCUGUUUUGUUAUUUUCUUUUGGUCUUCCCCUUUUCCAAUGACAGGACCUUCCACAUGUCAAAGUUGCAAGACAGUGAAGAAAGCAUCCCACCAUCCACAGGGCUCCUGAGUAAUCAGGAGUUGAUGACUGUCCCAUCCAGUGUCUGCAGCUACUUCCUUCCCUCCCUGGUCCUCAGUUUCUCCAUCUCCCAGAUUGAGGGAGGGGAUAGAAUGGAGUCUUCCCCUUGAAGCGGGGAAAGAUUCCCUGCCUCACUGCCUCGCAGGGCUGCUUUGACCUUGACCUGCAGAGACUUGCAGGCCUCUUCUCUAUCCUUCUUUGCUAUGACCCCCUCCAACCUUAUCUUAAGUCAAACCUAUCACAAACUAUGUUGGGGAAGUGUGUUUCCCUAACAACUGGAGUUUUAGUGUAGCCCUGAUCCCUGGAGAACAGCACAUCCCCAGCCCCUGUGACAGGGGGUCCCACCAUCUCUUCAACCUUCUUGGCCAUCAGUCUGUCCCUCCUUCCUUAGUAGGGAUGGACAGAGAGCAACCACCUCUUCUUGCAGCUGCCUGGCCAGGAUCUAUGGCCAUCCCUGCAGGGGAGCUAGUGAGGCCCGGGGCUGGAUUCCACCCACGGGCCCCUUCCUUAUACCACCUCUGCCCGCUCUUGUCCU